AUGGAGAAGCCUCUGCCCCACAGCAAGGAAGCAGGAGAGAAGCCCUCACCACCUGCCAACCAAGUCCUUAGCCACGCUUCCCUGAAGACUGUGAUGUUCACCUGCACCCCCUCUCUGAUACGAGCUAGGUCCAGAGUUGCAUACAGGCCAAUUUCUGCCUCAGUGUUAUCUCGACCAGAAGCGAGGACUGUCGAGAGCUCAGCAGUGUUUCAUGGGGCCCAGAACGGUGUGUCUCCGCUCAUCCAGAGCAUGUUUCAACCCAGUGCCAUCCAACAGAGCCACUGAUCCUGUGCCAAAUUUAUGGGUGCAGGAGCCAUUGUAGGAGCGGCUGGUUCUGGUGCUGGCAUCGGAAAGGUCUUUGGCAGCCUUAUCAUUGGUUAUGCCAGAAACCCUCUGCUGGAGCAGCAGCUGUCCGCAUACGCCAGCCUGGGGUUUGCUCUGUCUGAAGCUUUGGUUCUCUUCUGUUCAACGGUGGCUUUUCUGAUUUGGUUUGCCAUGUAG
This is a messenger RNA of Echinops telfairi (small Madagascar hedgehog), 501 nucleotides long. Its product is annotated as ATP synthase F(0) complex subunit C3, mitochondrial-like. The record is from RefSeq and is a predicted model, not a curated record. Gene Ontology annotation, molecular function: proton transmembrane transporter activity. Lineage: Eukaryota; Metazoa; Chordata; Mammalia; Afrosoricida; Tenrecidae. Gene Ontology annotation, biological process: proton motive force-driven ATP synthesis; proton transmembrane transport.